AUGCCUCGUUUGCUUGCAUUCAGCUAUCUGCUUGAACUUGUGCAUGAGUUUAUCGAAAAUACCAAAAACAACGAAAAACAAUGGCGUGAAGCCUCACGACCUUAUUCACUUAUUCGCCUAGAGCCCAUUAUACAGUCUAUUAAAGCACGAUACCGUAAUCCAAGAGCACUGCAAAGUAGAACGGAUCUGGUAGAUUUGUCAAUGCGUGUUCGAGCCAUCCCAACAAUCAGCACGGCUAAUCUUUUUCCUACUGAAUUUGCAGCUGCAUCUCGAAUGACUCUUCAACGAGUUGCUGGAAAUGUAUCCAAUGCAGCAGAACAAUUUUCAACCGGCCACGGAUACUCUGAAAACACUCGGUCGUGGCGUACUCGAUAUCUUGUCACUAUUACUCUGUUGAUCUUUUUCGUCGACUUGAUUUAUGGUCUCGGUAGCUCAUUGAGCCUGUUGAAGAUUAUACGCCACAGACGACAUCCGAUUGAAGAGGGAGUCAAGUUUGUAUAUGCGCACUUUUUCAUGUUGAUUAUUUUUGCAUUAUGUCCAGUUCUUACUUAUCAGAUGAGGAAAUUCCAACAACGACAGAAACUCGCACCAUUGGCCAUACGAAUCACUCUAGCUCACGCAUUUGUGACGUUUUUUCAGAUCCUGCAUACUCUUCUUAUCCCAAACGACUUGCCAGAAUGGCACAAUUCUGCCGAUCACUCAAACAUGUCACCACUUCAACAAGCAGCUGUAUUUUUUAGCACAUUUAGCAUUCCUGCUCCAUUGGUAUUUACCAAGGUGAUCUACUUGAUUACUGUGUGGUUAGUAGUUGGCUCAGGUGUGAGAACCACAUCUAUGAAAUAUGACAAAUUGGAUCAUUUAGAAUGA
This is a messenger RNA of Batrachochytrium dendrobatidis JAM81, 867 nucleotides long. RefSeq lists its product as uncharacterized. NCBI's taxonomy places the organism in Eukaryota, Fungi, Chytridiomycota, Chytridiomycetes, Rhizophydiales. Gene Ontology annotation, biological process: endoplasmic reticulum to Golgi vesicle-mediated transport. The transcript has 5 exons. The record is from RefSeq and is a predicted model, not a curated record. The coding region runs from base 1 to 867 and encodes 288 amino acids. Gene Ontology annotation, cellular component: membrane.